GCAGGAUGCUUUUCACUAUCCAAUUCCCACUGUGCGCCGUGUGGAGCAGGAGCUGCGCCGCGACAUCGCAAGCAAUAAGGAGAGGCUCCGGGCUCUUGUUGGGUAUGUGAUGACAACGCCCCGGAGUGGCUUUAGCCUGGGCUAACGAUUUCAUCGCGCAUCUAGGACGAGAUAUCGAGAGCUCGUUGGUACCGCCGAGACGAUUGUAUCGAUGAAUACCGAAAUGGGAAACGUGGACUCGACGUUGGCCGACAUAGGACGACGAUGUAACCCGCGCUUGAUGGAGAAGAUGCACACGCAUUACAACCAGAUAAAGGAGGAUGCUCAUGACCAGGGUAUGGUAUCUCUGUCAAGUCGGCUUUGGCAGUCGGUAGCUGAUGGAUGACAGAUGCCGCUAAAAGGGCGCUCGGGGGUCAGCUCGCUCUACUUCAUCGCUGCGCUGUGUCAAUAUCAAGGCUGCUGAGAAGGCGCGGCUCGUUCCUGCUGGUGGCCAAGCUCAUGGUUGUCUCCCGACUUCUGCACAAGACCCUCUCGCAACAAACAACGGUGCCGCCGUUCGUGGAGAACCUCCGCAACCAACUGGCUUCCCUUCGGCGCACUCUGCUACGAAGACUCGAUAAGCGCCUGGCUUCUGCCAAGUCCACUGCGGAUGAGAUUAUAGAAGCUCUGGCGGCAUAUUGUUUAACAACCAGCUCUUCUUCAGACGACGCCAUUCGCUACUUCCAUCAGAUCCGCUUGGACGUCAUCGGCAGCCAGCUGGAAGUCGUCGACCCGUCCGGCGAGAACGUUUUGAACAGCUUAAGACUAUACAUUCGGACUCUGCAAACUUCCAAGAUUCUGCUUUCCCGCCGUCUUUCUGAUGUGCUCAGUAAGCUGAAAGCACGGCCCCUCUUGACGGAUGUCGACAUUCGCAAUUUGGACGACCUGGAUCUCGGCGUUUUGGGCCGCUGGGUGACCCCGGACGUCAGCAACUUCACGCCUUGGAUUAAGUUGAGCGAGCUGUCGAAAUCAGAAGCAGAAAGGACUAUUAAGCAAUGGUCAAAGCCGGCUUUCGAUAAAUUUGUACAAGGGUGCCGCGGCAGCCUGGCUCACUGGAUAGAUUUCUCAAAGCUUCUUUCUCUACGCGAGAAGACGUUGGAACUUUGGCUGUGCUCUCGCAGCUCUACACCUACGCAUUCAUCAUUACAGGUGCUGGAAGGAAUCCGGUCCGCUUUCAACGAGCGGCUUACGCAGAUUCUUUCCGAACAAGCCAAGUCUUUGGACGUGUAUGGCCAAGGUGUCGCAUCUGCGGUGUCUAGCUGGAGCGACCGUGUACACACAGCUUCUCAAUCGCUUUGGGAUGAUGGCUUGAUCUCUCUUGAUUACUCAAAUGGCUCUGCCGCUUUCAAACAAGCAGUCAUGGAUAGGUUAUUGGGCCGUGACGAUGAUAUAACUGCUUCUCUAGAGAAUUAUCAGACCUGGCUGUCCACCAUCCAACAAUCCAAAGAGUCCAUCGACGCUCUGCGACAAUCACGAUGGCCAGAUGCUCUGGAUGAAGGCGAAGAUGAGGACCUCGAUGUAGAUAUACCAUCCAUCCUGAACGAUGACGACCCUCGACUCCUGCGUGAGGCGCUGCAGACCGCCAUCCAGCAGUCGUUUGAUACUCUUCAGGACUCGUUUGGUGAAACCUUCAAAACCCUCUCAAAGUCGGGUCAGAGUGGCGAGGCCGCCUUCAUGCUCAAGGCCAUUCGACUCGUCCGGAGAGAUCUUCCUACGGAGUUCAUUUCGAGUGACUACGCGCUCGCUCAGGGUAUCAUACCAGACCUGCAGGAAAUCCUCGCCAAGGAAAUAAUCAUACACGCAGGCACCUGGCGGUCCCCGGUUGUUUCCAACAGCAAGUCUCGUGAACUGCCAGGUAGAACACUCUGGGAAGGUGAUCCAGAAGUGCCAGUCCUGCCAUCGCCAUCGACAUUUAAGUUCUUGCGUCGGCUCGUAAGAGCGAUGGAUCAGCAGGGCACUGGACUCUGGGAUGUCUCCACCGUUCGCGUCCUUAAGGAAACUGUACAGAAAGAACUCUCGACUUCUAUUGCCUCCGCAGUCAAGGAUCUGAAGCCGCCUAACGGUGCUGAAGAAAAUCCCCAGUCUGCUCCGGAGGAUACAAACGGAACACCACCGGCUCGAAACGGCGAUGGUAACCAUGUUGAGGAGUCAAAAUCUGAGAAUGAGGCCCAGGACAAGGCCCAGGACAAGGCUCCGGACGGGGCUCAGGAUAUCCAAGAUCGCAGAAUGCAGCUGUAUUUUGACGCUGUCUACCUAGGUGAUGCGUUAGCAACUCAAGACUCCGAGCAUGGUCAGUUAAAGGAGAGGCUUGAUAUGCUUCGCAGCAGCCUCGAGUCGAAUGCGAAAGCCACGAAGAACAUGGAACAAGCGGCCCACGAGUACUGGAAGCGGACCCAGCUCUUAUUUGGGCUUUUGAAUGGGGGGACUGAGCAAUAGGCGACUGCUGGGUCGCGGUACAAAUGUAUAUAGAUCGAUGAAUGAUAAACCAGGCUACCUGAG
Aspergillus heteromorphus CBS 117.55 is the source of this 2538-nucleotide messenger RNA. RefSeq lists its product as uncharacterized. Lineage: Eukaryota; Fungi; Ascomycota; Eurotiomycetes; Eurotiales; Aspergillaceae. The record is from RefSeq and is a predicted model, not a curated record. The coding region runs from base 382 to 2475 and encodes 697 amino acids. Gene Ontology annotation, cellular component: Golgi apparatus; COG complex. Gene Ontology annotation, biological process: intra-Golgi vesicle-mediated transport. The transcript has a single exon.